GCAGCAAGUUGGAUAAAACAGUCGGUCCCAUUACAACUCAUCCAAUACUUUCCAUUUUCCCAAACUCCCCUAUCCCUUCCAAGAAAAGUCUUCUCAUCCCCAUAACAGAUUCUUCAUUCAUUCUUUGAUUUGUUCAAUUUUUCACACCUCUUUUAAUUUGAUUUCGUCUAAAUAGACGAUUCAAAUUCAACAUAUAUUUGGUUGUUCAGAGUAGUCUUGUUCUUUCAGACAAUCAAAUCAUUAGAUACAUGGCAGUUUCACCUGAAUCUUUCCCGCCGAGAAAACGUCGUCCCUCGGCGAGCUCUUUCGUAUCACCAAACCUCUCCGAUCGAAAUCUCCUCCAUUCCCUUUAUCUCUUAUCAUCAGAAAUAUCAACUCUACAACCUCUUUUAUUUCUCCUCAAAAGAAAUACGUCGUCCAUUAUCAGGAAAUCCAAGCUUUUAUCAAUCUUGUUCGAAGAAAUACACCCUAUUCAGUACUUUCCACCUUCCGCAAUAUUAUGUUUCGAUGAAUUAUACAUAGUCUUACAGCGCAUGAAAACAUUACUUGAAGAUUGUCGUAAUUGUAGUAAGAUGUGGCUACUUAUGCAAGUUGAUGUCUACUCCAAUAUUUUUCAUGAACUUACUCUUGAGUUGUCUACUUUAUUGGAUAUUCUUCCUGCUAAAAAGCUCAGAUUAAACGACGAUGUCCAGGAGUUGUUGAUUCUCGUAACGAAGCAGUGUUCGGAGAAAUUCGCGUAUCUUGAUCCCAAGGAUCGACAUUUACGAUCUCAAGUUGUUGAAAUGCUUGAUAGAAUCGAAAAAGAAAUUGUCCCUGAUACGUGUAAAUUAGCGGAUAUUUUCGACAAGUUGACUUUGCGUGAUUCUACGAGUUGCAGGGAUGAAAUUGAGUUGUUGGAAGAGGAAAUUCAAAGCCAAACUGAUGAGAAAGCGAAAUCCGACAUCAUCGCGUUGAUAGGAUUUGUUCGAUAUGCUAAAUGCGUGUUAUACGGCGGUUCGACCCCGAGGACGAAUUCCCGGAGGCGGCGGGCGGCUGCUGCAGCUGCUGAUAUUAGUGUUCCGGCUGAUUUCCGGUGCCCGAUUUCUCUUGACAUAAUGAGAGACCCAGCGGUUGUUUCCACGGGUCAAACAUAUGACAGAAGUUCGAUAACCCUUUGGUUCGAAUCCGGUCAUACCACGUGUCCCAAAACCGGUCAAACGUUGGCCCACACGGAUUUAAUACCGAAUUCAGCGUUGAAGAAUUUGAUAGCUAUGUGGUGUAGAGAACAGAAAAUACCGUUCGAGUCAACGGAGUUGAACGUUAAAUCUAAUGGUGUUGUUACGAAUAAAACGGCGUUGGAAGCUACCCGAAUGACGGUGUCGUUUUUGAUCAACAAGUUGAAGGCUUCGCAAUCCGUUGACUCGGCUAACCGGCUUGUUCAUGAGCUUCGGGUUUUAGCUAAGACAGACUCGGAUAGCCGAGCCUGUAUUGCUGAAGCUUCAGCUUUGCCGUUGUUGGUUAAGCUAUUAGGCUCGGAGCAACCGAGCCUGCAAGUUAACGCCGUUACAACAAUUCUCAAUCUGUCAAUUCUGGAAGCAAACAAGACGAGGAUAAUGGAAACGGAUGGAGUUUUAAACGGAGUUAUCGAAGUGUUACGGUCAGGUGCCACGUGGGAGGCUAAGGGGAACGCGGCAGCAACGAUUUUUAGCUUGUCAGGUAUACCAGCAUACAAAAAGAGGUUGGCUAGGAAGACCCGUGUCGUGAAGGGACUGAUGGAUUUAGCGCGCGAGGGGCCAACAAAUUCGAAAAGGGAUGCAUUAGUGGCAAUUUUGAAUUUGGCGGGAGAUAGGGAGGCAGUCGGGAAGUUGAUCGAAGGCGGGGUGGUGGAAAUGGUGGAGGAGAUUAUGGAUGGAUUACCGGAAGAGGCGGUUACAAUACUCGAAGUGGUGGUGAAGAAGGGUGGAUUGGUGGCUGUCGCAGCCGCGUAUCCAUUGAUGAAAAAACUGGCCAUAGUGUUAAGGGAUGGCACUGAUAGGGCACGAGAGAGCUGUGCCGCGACGCUAGUGAACAUGUGUCGGAAAGGGGGAUCGGAGAUGGUGGCGGAACUGGCGACGGUUCAAGGGAUAGAGAGGGUAAUUUGGGAAAUAAUGGGAAUGGGAACAGGGAGGGCUAGAAGAAAAGCUGCAACUUUGUUGAGGGUGCUAAGGAGAUGGGCUGCGGGAUUAGAUGCAGAAGUGGCAUCAGGGGCUUAUUCAGAUGUGAAUAUGAAUACUGCAACAAGAAUAGCAUUGCCAGGUUAAUUUUUUUUUUUGGUUCAAAUAUGGAAAAAGUUGGUUCUUUUGUUUAUUUGGUUACAGGAAACCUGAACAACAAACUGUAACAUUUGAGUCUUAAGUCCUUUGUGAAUUGUACAAUUGUUUAUACCUUUUCCAAGUUGAAGAAAAUAGAAAUAAAUUUCCAUACGA
This is a messenger RNA of Lycium ferocissimum, 2444 nucleotides long. Its product is annotated as U-box domain-containing protein 16. Gene Ontology annotation, cellular component: nucleus; cytoplasm. The record is from RefSeq and is a predicted model, not a curated record. Lineage: Eukaryota; Viridiplantae; Streptophyta; Magnoliopsida; Solanales; Solanaceae. Gene Ontology annotation, biological process: protein ubiquitination. The transcript has a single exon. Gene Ontology annotation, molecular function: ubiquitin-protein transferase activity; protein binding. Bases 249 to 2279 code for a protein of 676 amino acids.